CAUCUGCCAAUCACGGGACAAUCCAUGGGCGUAUUAUGUUAAUGUAGCCUCCCUCGUUUGUACUGUAAACUGCCACACUUUUUAUUUCGUUUUUGCACUUGUGCGUGGCCCUUUAAGAACUCCAUAUUGCCCAUGUGAUGCGUCAACACGGAGAGAGCGGAGGAUGAUGCUAUUAUGUAAAAAAAACAUGGUUCGAUAAAAGUAACCGAGAGUGUUUCUCAGUAAUUAAUACCUCUGAAUACUUGUCUUUGUGUUUUCUGAGUUUUGAGUGAGCGCAACGAAGAAUGAAGACAGAGUAGACCUUGUACAUUUAGUUGCCGAUCCGUAAAGGACUAGAGGCUCGGCUCAACUCAACUGGAUACAGAUACUACGACGCAACUCACUCCAGCCUAUGUUUUCAUAUCCAUAAAAACAUCUACACCCAUGGCACACGGAGCUUGGCAUUGAGCAGGAUCUGAAUGGAAGCGUGUGAUGACCCAUGCGCGUCAGAGGGCACCUCUGUGGCGACACUGGAGUGAACACUGGGACCAGGUGGGCAGCCCCACACAUGCUGAAACCAUGGGCCGCGUCUGGCCCAAGAGCCCGAGGCAAGAGCAGCGGACCCCGACAGAGACCAAGACCAAGGCCAAGGCCAAGCUCCGACAGAGUCGGGCCAAAGAGCGAGAGAGGGAGGCGAAGGAUCUGAGCGGGGAGCUGGACAGGAAGAUGUACCCUCUGCGGGGCCGACUGGGCCUGGGCGACCUUGGCACGCGCAACUGCAGCGUGGUGCUCACCCGGCUGGAGGAGAGCGAGGGCCAGACAGCCGCCGGGGGCAAGCACCGGAGGGGCCAGGGCAACAAGCCAAGGAGCGGUGGCUGCGAGCGGUCAGGAGGGAGGACCAAGCCCUGCAAGUGCCGAAAGAAAGGCUGCAAAGCCUGCUGCUGGCCACGGGCACCGACAAUGCUGCCGCUGCCGCCACAAGCGCCACAACGGCCACCGCAACUACCAAAAAACAAAUCAGAAUUACCUGCUCCCAAAUCGGAAUUACCUGCUCCCGAAUCGGAAUUCCCUGCCUUAUGCUUGCCCCCGGAGCCCAUCCAGGAGCCCCGCAAGCGCAGGCUGGCCUCGCUCAACGCUGAGGCGGUCAACAGCCUGCUUUUGGACAGAGACGACCCCCAGCAGGCGUCCAGACUUGCAAAGAAGCAGCAACAGCAACUACAACAACUACAGCAACAGCAGCAGCAGCAGCAGCAGCAGCAGCAGCAGCAGCAGUGUUCCUCUUUGAAAGGGGAAUGUGCUAAUCUGGCUAAAGACCCAGCUAAGGAAGCAGGCAGCUCCAAAAGGGCAGCUCAUGGCAGAAAGAGGACGCCAGACUCCGAGGGGUGUCCGGGUCCCAAAAAACACAAAAAGGCCAAGCUGGACACGGAGGAAGUGGACCAGCUGAGUUUGGACAGCCCCACGCCGCGGCGCCUGGCAGGCCUGAACGCGGCCGCUCUCCUUAGGCUCACUAGCACAUCCGCCGGAGUCAAGCGGCGCGGCAAAACAGACAGCAAGCUGGGGAGUGGAACCGUGCGAGGUAAACAGCAACAACAACAACAACAACAACAGCAACAGCAACAGCAACAGCAGCAGCAGCAGCAGAAGCAGCAGCAACACCACCACCACCAUCACCAUCACGUAUCCAAAUCGCAAAAGCAUCGGCUCAAGUUGCACCAACACCCUCCUAUCCAGCAACAGCAGCAGCAGGUGCUUCAGAGGUGUUGCAGCCUCUGCAAGAAGGAGGCCUACCAGCAGGAGGCGCUGUGGGAAGGCAAGGCAGGGGGCCACGGCUACAUCCGGCCGGGCUUCCAGUGCCGCUCCAUGCUGAGCUACCCGCUGAAGCAGGUGAAGGAGGAGCAGACGGAGACGGAGGUCAACCCUCCUUACUACUGCUGCUCCCCAGAGCGCUCGGUGGAGUACUGCCACCGGCUGGCACUCUUCUUGGACCAGAAGCCGUACACGGAGGCGGACGAGCAUUCCCUGCCCCCCGUCAAGGGCUUCCUCGCGCACCCGGCGACACUGGCCAUCAACGCCCACCCGUACCCGUGCUACUCGGGCUACUACGUCCACAUUGCCCACCACGGGGCGUCCUCGCCCCCCAUCAGCGCCACGCCGGUCCCCUACCCGCCCUCCUCCGUGGCCCCCAUCACGCUGUGCAACAGCACGGGCCAGAGACCCAAGCUGCUGCCCCCGUCCUCCGUGUCCCACUCGCCGCCGGGCAUCCCGCACCCGGCCUACUGCAGCUCGGUGGGGGCCUGCUACGGGGGCGAGACGUGCCGCAUGGGGCCCUACGCCUACCGGACUUCGCAGCACCUCCAGGCGCGCGGAUGCUCCUACAGCGCCGACUGCUCGAGCUGCAACCGCAAGAUCAAGAUGGAGGACUACCCGUACCCUCUGGAGGAGCACAGCCCGUCCAUCCCCGUCUCGCCCCCGCUGCCCCUCUCCGUCUGCCCCAUGCCCAGCGUGCCGCCGCCCUCCCCACAGUCGGUCCCUCACCUCCAGACGCCCCUCUCCGACUCGGCCGGUCCCCCCCAGGGUCAGCUGCGGGUGGCGCGGGAGUGCCCCCAGAGCGCCAAGCCCCCGAGCGGCUCGCGGUCAGGCUCCGGCGUGGUGCGCAACAGCGCCCCCUCCCUAGGGGUCUGCCCGCACAGGAAGGACAAGCAGCUGGGGCCGAGCAGUGCCAGCGGGACUGGCGGCAAGCAGCAGAAGAUCUCGCGUCGCCGGGCAACCAACGGAUGGCUUCCUGUCGGCGUGGCGACUGAAAAGGAGGUGUUUGUCGUGGGUGAGGAGACCAUGGUCCUGCGUAGGUGUUACGACGCCGUGCAGAGGGCUGGUGAGGUGAUCCGUGUCAGGGACACGGUGCUGCUCCGCUCGGGCCCCAGGAAGAAGUCCCUGCCCUACGUGGCCAAAGUGUCUGCCUUUUGGGAGGACCCCGAAUCUGGAGAGAUGAUGAUGAGCCUGUUUUGGUACUAUCGCCCAGAGCACACUCAGGGGGGCCGCAAUCCCAGCAUGCACUGUGAGAAUGAGAUUUUUGCGUCCCGCCAUCAGGAUGAAAACAGCGUGGCCUGCAUUGAAGACAAGUGCUACGUGUUGACUUUAGCUCAGUACUGUAGAUUUUGUGCCUUGGUGAAGCGUCACGCCGACGGUCUCCCCAAAAGUUCCCCCGUAGUGCCGCCUUCCCAGGGGUACUCCGUGCCCUCGCACCGCCGCGUACCCGCCAACGUGGACCCCGAGCUGGUCUUCGUCUGCCGCCACGUCUACGACUUCCGCUACGGACGGCUCCUGAAGAACCUGCAGUAGCGCUGGAGAGAGGGGGAUGGGUGGGCGGGGGUGAGGAGAGCUUUGAAAGAGAGAGAGAGAGAGUAAGAAAGAGAGAGAGAGAGAGGUACAAGAAAGAGAGUGAUGAAGAUGGACUGAAUGCAAGAGGUAAUCAACAAUGAAUAGUUGUAGUCUCCUCACAAGUGAGUGAGUGAAAGAGUGAGAGAAAAAGUGAUGGGUUAAAGUGGAAUCCAGGGAACAGAGUUUUGGUUUGAUGGCUCUUUCACUUAACUGGGCAGAUUUGUAUCCCCAUCGUUGGACUUCUGGAUUUUUUUACAAUGAGAGUCACACAUUAUGAAUUUAGAUUAAAUAUGAGGCACAAAUACUUUUACAUGCAAAAUGCCAUAAUAUUAUAAUAGUUGGAGAGUCAACCUACUUGUUGAUAUAUUUAUUUGGUUUGUGGAUAGUAAUUCUUUUUAAGCCAGCCCGAGCACUUGUCAGAAGUGAAGGUACAAUUAUAAUUGACUACAGGUCUUGAUAUUCUUUCUCCUUGUGUAAAUUGUCCCAUACUGGAUCUAGUACAUUGAGAUCUAUUUAUUUAUGAGAGGUUAGAAAAUGUAUUUAUUUUUUGAAAAGUAAUUUAAGAUUAUAAAGAUUGGUUUCUUGUAUUUUGGAAAAGGAAACAAAUACAGUAGAUCUUCAUUCCUUAAUUGCUCUUGUUCAUGACUGAGAAGGAAGCCCAACAUGUUAUCCCCCCCCCCCCCCCCCCCCACAUUACAUGGGAGUAGUGGUGACCAGAGACUUUUGAACUGGAGGACCAAAUAUCCCAGGGUUCAGUGGACUGACAUUGCAGGAAGCGGUCCGUAUGGGGCCCCCUUCCAUCCAUCCUGUACCCUUCAUACCAUGUCUGAUCGACCAAUGAGAUGAAGGUGUGGUCUGUUAAUGCUCCAAUCCUCCAUGGCCCUGUGAUUUGCCUUAUGACUCUAUAGGUGAAGCUUUAGGAAGUGUCACACUCAAGCCCCUCUACCUUCAACCCCCCCCCCCCACCCUCCUUCAUCUUGUCCUCUGAAACAAGCCAAAGGUAAUCAUCCAAACACACCCCCCCCACACCCACAUACACACACACAACCCUCUGUCCUGCCUUUUGCCCAGUCCCAGUUGCUCCCAACACCAUUAGUUUGCACUAAUAGAUUAAUCUGAGGUGUCCCUAGAGAGGUUUGACUCUGCCCAAGGCUUCACCUGCUACUGAUUUUUUUUUUUUUAAUAUUUGGAUAUUAUAUAUAUAUAUAAAAUGCUGAAUGAAAUACUGUGUAUUUAUGUAUGUGAACAUGAGCUGAAGGAGUCAGUAUCUUGUUUAUAACUGUAACCUGCCUGGGGGGAAGGGAGUAUAUGGGACGGUCUCGGAGCGUUUUAAUGUGUGUGUGUGUGUGUGUGUGUGUGUGUGUGUGUGUGUUUUCACAUGCACUCAGGCAUGACACUCCAUGGCCUCCAUCCCAUCGUAAAACUCCCUGCUCCCCCCACACACAAACACACUCACACACACACACACACACCGAGCAUGUACGUUGACCGAGCUGGAACAACCUUAGCCACUGGUGUUGUCAUAACGUGGUGAUAAUCAUGUUUGAAUGCUUUGAAUGCUCAAGAUGUGAAAUAUCUGUCUUAGAUGGUCUGCUGUGCCUUUUUUUUAUCAUUGUUGGUUUCAGACUAAGAGAACCUGACAGUCCUGAGUUCCUGACAUUUCCUUCUUCCUCGCGUAUCUAACACAAAUUCCAGCUGUCUCGCCUUUGACUCAGCCUGUCUUUGAAAAAACAGAGACAUUCCUUAAAAGUCUGAUUCUCUUUGGUUUUCCUGAAGUCCCCCCAUCGAUUGAGGUGGCUUUCCAGGUGACAAAGGUUUAAACAAGUGGAAGAAAAAGGAAAAAAAGAGAUCAGAAGUUGCAAUGCAAACCCACAGAAUUACAGGGUGUCCUCUAGUUUCUCUGACGUAUGAAAACUAUGGCCCAUUUAGUGUGUCAUGGAGUAUCAGAUUAAUGUUAGCAUUUACAGACAAUUCUGUCAUAACUAUAUUGGUGUUAACUCAAUAACUAAUGUGUUUUGAUUCUUUGCAUUAAACAUGUUUUAAUUGGCAGCGCCCAUGUAUACUACAAAUAUGUCGUGCGGUUUAUUUAGCCAUUGAGUAUAGAGAGAUUUAAUUGCAUAAACGAUGGAACUUUUUAGUAAUAUGUCCUAGCAAUGGUCAAUAUGAAGGUAUGUUUUUUUUUAGUACAGUUCAGUUUGUUUGGCUGAUUUGAGAAGUCCCUGCCAAUCAUAUCAUUAUCAUGCUGAACUCCAGUGUUGUUGACCAAAAAUGUGCUGCAUCAGCAGAAUUGUUUUUGUCUUAACAAAAAAAAACGCUUUCCUUGUAAUUCUUGUAUCUCACUUUUUACAGAAAUGGUGGCUUGUUUUAGCAUCAUACCUUACCCCUGCAUUCCUCAAAACAUUUUAGCAAACUGAGCCUGUGUCAUGUAUCAAGACUUAAGACAACAUGCCAGGUUAAGAGUGCUUCUCGGGAAGACUGACGGAAAACUACUGUGUCCUUGUGGUUAAGUCCGUCAAAGAUCAGUAUUGACAGGAUUAGUUUUGUCUAAAAAAGGUUUUGGGUGUUUCUUUUUUUUUCUAAAUGCCUUUGACAUUGUCUGUCAUCACUUGGAAAUGGAAUUACCAGACAAGAAAUCCAUACCAAAAAAAUAAGGGGCAGAAAGGAUUUAAAGUCACUCCUGGGUAUAUUAAAACCUCCGAAUUCCAACAUCUUUGCUCCUCUGACAGUGAUGAUGAAGAUGAUGAUGAUGAUGAUGUGUAUACAUAUAUAUAUUUCAACUCUAAGCAUGGACGCCCGGGCAUUCUUGGACUAGAUCUAGCACAGUGCAUUUGUAUUAUUUAAGAUAGAUCUGUAUAUUAUCAGAGACAAAUAUUUAAAUGGAAUAAAUAAUAUAUGAGUUUGACAUUG
Alosa sapidissima (American shad) is the source of this 6264-nucleotide messenger RNA. RefSeq names its product bromo adjacent homology domain containing 1 (gene bahd1). The record is from RefSeq and is a predicted model, not a curated record. The transcript is spliced from 7 exons. Gene Ontology annotation, molecular function: chromatin binding. The coding region runs from base 472 to 3318 and encodes 948 amino acids. NCBI's taxonomy places the organism in Eukaryota, Metazoa, Chordata, Actinopteri, Clupeiformes, Clupeidae.